Molecule: messenger RNA, 546 nt
Organism: Blepharisma stoltei
Lineage: Eukaryota; Ciliophora; Heterotrichea; Heterotrichida; Blepharismidae
Source: the annotation of a GenBank genome assembly
AUGUCGAUUCCACUCUCCCAACCAUCAUCUAACCCAAGAAAGAUUCCGAGUGUUAUCUUCAUUGUACUUUUUACAUAGGAAAAUGUCCCAGAGUUCUCCUCACAAUACGGAGUAGAAAGUAUCUUAAAUCAGCUGAAUGAGCUCUAUUCAAAAUACAAAUUCAUGGAAGCUCAAUUGCUGAGGUCCAAACAAGUGCUCACAGCAAAGCUGCCAGACAUAACGAACGCAUUGGAGACUGUGAACUAUCUCGUAUCUGCAGAUAAAGACCUUGUUUUAGACUUUCAGCUUUCAGACGCCUUAUGGACAAAAGCGGAAGUUCCAAGGAGCAAUACAGUAGCUUUAUGGUUGGGAGCUAAUGUGAUGCUUGAGUACUCCCAUGAAGAGGCCAAAGAACUUUUAGAGAAAAACCUGUCUGGAGCUCAAACUGCGCUGGAUUCGACCAAUGAAGACUUGAAAUUCUUAAAAGAACAAAUCACAGUCUGUGAAGUCAACGUUUCACGAGUUUACAAUUAUUCUGUUUAUCUACGCCAGCACCAAGCUAAAUAA